Archocentrus centrarchus (flier cichlid) is the source of this 2091-nucleotide messenger RNA. Its product is annotated as lissencephaly-1 homolog A. NCBI's taxonomy places the organism in Eukaryota, Metazoa, Chordata, Actinopteri, Cichliformes, Cichlidae. The coding region runs from base 163 to 1845 and encodes 560 amino acids. The transcript has 13 exons. The record is from RefSeq and is a predicted model, not a curated record. Gene Ontology annotation, molecular function: protein binding.
CAUCCGGCGACACGUCUCUGACACCCCGCUGAGCCUCCCGAUGCAUCUUUAUUUAUUUAAACCACUUCAGACUCUUUAUUUAAAGGAAAUGCUGUUUGCUUGACGCUUUCUUCCAGCUUGAAAGCCAGUUUAAAGUGUAGAUAACCGGGUUAGACAACGCCAAUGGGGGAGGUGAGGAAGCUGCAGAAGAAGUUGAGACAGAUUGAAAAUCUGGAAAUAAAAAUCAAUCUCACCCCAGAGGAAAGAUUCAAGAUCUCCAGGAAGGCGGAGCUUCGUUCCAGAUUGGCUGAGCUUCAGCUGCAGCUUUCUGGCCCGCAGCAAACUCUUGGGAUUGUGGGAGACGGAAAAAAGGAGAAGAUGAAAAGACAAGUCACCUGCUUUCUGCACUGGCACAGGGAGGAUGUCCCUGAGGCCCUUCCAUCACAGACGCCUCCAGCCUCCAAGAUCCUUAAGGGAGAAGAGGAGUCCAAAGCUCAAGCAGCGCCAGCCCCGGCUGCCAGGCACAGGGAAGCGGAGAUGGGCAGAGAGCAGGAAAGGACAGAGCUGGCCAAGGUGUCAGAUAACUGUCAGGAUGUGUCAGGAGGCUGCGCAGGCUCUGAUGAGGAGUGGCAACUAUGGCAUGAAGAAGCUGAAUUUACAACCCUCAAAGCGUCGUGGGAGAAGGCGAAGUUUCGCUUGAGGCUGUUGCAGGGUCACAGUGACAUAGUCACCUCCGUGGUUGCUGUUGACAACCUGGUGGUUUCUGGAAGUCGAGAUACGACAGUGAAGGUGUGGCACGUUCCCACUGCAACAGAGCACAAGAACUUAGGAGGUCACACCGGAGGGGUCACCUGUCUGGCAGCACCUCCCCCUGAGUAUUGCAAGAGGCUGGCCUGGUCUCUGUCUUUGUCCGACAAAGAGAGGUUUAUCUUGAGUGGCUCAGUGGACUGCUAUGUGAAGAUCUGGGCCCUGAGCAUUGGGCAGUGUGUUAAGUCUAUCUACACAUUCAACGCUGUGACCGCAUUCUGCUUUGUGCCGGAGGAGGAUGGCUACAUCAUCACUGGAUCAGACGGGGGGAAAGUUCAAGUCUGGAGCUGGGACACUUUCCAAAACUGCCAGUCAGUCAAUGCUCACCAGGAAGCCGUCACCUCCAUCCAGUCUCAGGGUCCGUUGGUGUUCAGCGGCUCGGCUGAGGGAGGGGUGUCUGUGUGGGAGAACCGGGGUGCGGAUAGAGACCCCCUGAGGCUGCUGCACCAGUGGAACAGUCAGGUGACAGGCUGUGGAGGGGGACCGUGCGGGCGCGUAACCCUCAGCCCGCGGGGAGACAGAGUAUUCCUGGCUUAUGGUCAAGCCUGGCUCAAGAUCCUGCAUUGGAGGACCGGAACGAUGUCCAGACUGACCAAUCACAGCAGCAUCACCGGGGUAACAGAUUGUGUUCACCAGACGGGAGGCCUCCUAAUUGGAUCCUGCUAUGAUUUGGCAAAUGGAGAGAGCAGGCUAAAUUUGUUCUCUGUGCCUCAGUGUCGGUACCUGGCCUCUCUGACCUGGCCCAACGCUCCCAGAAUCCUCUGUUUUGCAGCGUGGACCACUGGGAGCGGAGACCACCGAUGGGUCACCGGAGGUCAAGACCUCAUUGUAUGGGAGCAGCUCCCAAGUUCUGGGAGGCAAAGGGGUGACGUCACGGUGAGGACAGACAGUCAAAUGGACUCGUGUUUACUGGAGUCAGAGGGAGACACUGAAGAUGACGAGGAGACUGACGAUUACGAGGAUAACGACGAAGAUGGCGAUGAAGGAAAAGACAGCUGGUCUGCCGCCACGGAGGAGGAUGUAGGGUCCGGCUCGUGGCUCCGCUGCGUUCUCCAGUGAGCGCCGCUUUCUCAUGCUGAGGACACCGCGGCCUGCAGCCAUCAAGAGGAAAUGAGAGGGUGGGAGCGAAGUGACAGCGAGGGAGGGUGCAGGGGUGUGAAGUGUGACAGACUGAGUAUCAGUGUUGGAAGGAGAAAGUGAGUGAGUGUGCGUGUGUGUGUGAUAAGCAGAUUGUUUUCUAUGUAAAUAUUAUUUUCACAUACAAUAAAGCUGUCACACUGUGACUCUCACUCAACAAAUUUGCAU